This is a messenger RNA of Eurytemora carolleeae, 2708 nucleotides long. RefSeq names its product hemocyanin F chain. Bases 37 to 2634 code for a protein of 865 amino acids. The record is from RefSeq and is a predicted model, not a curated record. NCBI's taxonomy places the organism in Eukaryota, Metazoa, Arthropoda, Copepoda, Calanoida, Temoridae. The transcript has 27 exons.
UUUAAUAUUUAAUCACAAGCCAUCAGUAAGAAAACAAUGGCUGGAGUGAUAGUUUUACUUUUUCUUGGGUUUCUAGGCCAUUCUCUCUAUGCCGGAGUAGUUUAUCAGACCGGGGAUAAUGGAUAUGGUGAUCCUAAUACCAACAGUAUUAGACCUGUUGGGCUGAAGGGUUAUCUAACAAUAGAUUGUGUUGAUUCUGUAAAUGGACGUCAAGUUCUUAUACUCUCCCUUUUACAAGGACUAAACAGGCCCUACUGGUAUCCAACCUUUGAUAACAAGGUUCAGCUGUAUCUCCCGGAGAGUUUAAGGAGUGCUGAUCAGCCAACCAGUAUUCCAAAUACAGCUAUAGUUCUGCCAGAUAUACAGAUAGAAAAUAGUAUCAUCUACAGGGAACAGCUAAUUCAUAUUACAAGAAAAGCUGAUUGCCUGAAAGUGGGACGGGAAGAGAUGGUUUCUUCGUCUGAUCCAAAAUUUCAGACUUCUGUUUCUGCCAUCGUAUCGUUAACCCGUGGAUUUAAAACUUAUGUUCAAGUUCUCAGUUUUCUGGUUGUUAUCAGGGACCAAUGCAAUCAGCUUGUGUUUGCCGCGGCAGUUCAACAAAUUAUUCAGAGUAGAACAGAUUUACCAACCUAUCUUCCUGAUCUUGCUAGCUUAUAUCCACAGGAAUUUUUCCCAGUUGGUUACCUAGGAGGAGAGGGUAAUAAGCAUUCCUGUGCCUGCUUACCUGAACACAAGAAUGGAAACUGUGUAGAUAUUUUCAAGGGUCGUCAGUGGUGCUACAGUAGUGCAGGAUGCCAUGAUGCAACAAAAAGUAAAUCCAUUGAUGCUUACUGGUCUUAUGAUGCUUGCACCGAACCGAAACAGGUUGGUAAGUAUGUGGAGAUUACCUGGAAUAAACCUCCAUUCAAAACUCUUCCUGAUUCUGAUCCUGAGAGUUUACUUGGCUAUUGGAGAGAGGAUCCCACUUUGAACUCUCAUUUUGGAUCCUGGUUCCAGAGAGUGAAUGCUCCUGCAACUUUACAGCCUGUGUUUGGGUUUUAUAGCAUGCUGGAUUUCCCCCAGGAUUCUAUGGAUGGGUCGAGUAAGAUUGACAGAAGUGGAGAAAUUGAGUACGCUCAUCACAAGAACUUAAUCGGAAGAUAUUCUCUAGAAAGGAUUUCCAAUGGUUUGCCUCGGAUUGAAGUAUAUGGCCCCUUGGAGUGGAGUUUCCCAGUCCCUAUUGGAUACAACUCAAAGCUGAAAAGUGUUUUGAGUUAUGGUAUAUCUGGACUCGGAUACCUAGCUAGGCCUGACAACUCUAUAUUCAGACAAGAUUGGAUGGCGGAGAUCAUGGAACGAUCAGCUUUAACCAUGAUGGCGUCGGUCAAAGAUAAACAACUUUACGAUCAUCUUGGUGGAGUUGUUCCUCUUAGGGCCGAAGGGGGUCGAGACUUAGGAAUCAAUGACUUCAUGAAUUCCUUUAUGAGCUCUUAUACUGAUAGUGUAAAUCAGAUGUACUAUGGAGAUACGAUGCACCAAUCUUACAUAUUCCUAGGUUUGAUGAGAAGUGUGUUCGAAGGAAAUAAUAUUACGCAGUUUAAUCUUGAAGGAGGGAUUAAUGCUCUUUAUAGUCCCAAUACUUGUCUCAGGGAUCCUCUUUUCUACAGGUUUAACAAGUUUAUUUUGAAUGCGUUUUCCCACUAUAAAGCGAGCCUGCCUUUGUAUACUGAUGCUGAGCUUGAGUUUCCUGGAGUUGAGAUUCAUGAGCUUACUUUCCAGUCUACAGGGGCUCAUUCAGCAAACCAGCUCAUCACGUUCAUGGAGAAAUCUGAGAUAGGAUUAACAGGUUUGGAUUUUGAUGAUAUAGGUGAACCAGCUGGAAAGGAUCUGUACAAAAAUCCAGUUGGUUCUAUUGUAAGAUACGAAAGGUUAAAUCAUCUUCCAUGGGACUACAAGGUCAAGAUACAUUCAGAGGAAGAAACUGCAGGAUUUUUCAGAUUGUUCCUGAUUCCUGAUGCUGAGUUUGUAACUAACUAUAUCGACGAUGUUGUAGAGAUAGAUAAAUGGCCUAUUCUACUUCAAAAGGGAACCAAGGUUUAUACAAGGAAUCCCUCCACGACACCCUUCACCAGGGAACCAAUGGUUUGCAAGGACUGGCCCUGCAGCUAUCAGGAGAAUCUUGUAUCCGGAUUUGGAUAUAAUAAAACUGAGGAUAUCUUCCAUGUGAACUGCGGUAUCCCUCAGAACUUGAUGUUACCCCGAGGCUCUAAGGCUGGUUCCAGGUUCCGUAUGUUUGGAAUAGUCAGCCAAUUUCUUGAAAAUGAUGAGGCUCUGCUAGCUGAUUGGUCUGAGUUAAGCAAGUAUGCCUGGGGAAGCUGUGGAACCAACCCUGGUGUUCCUUAUCCUGAUUCGAGACCUAUGGGCUUCCCAUUCGAUAGAGUUCCAGUUUGUUCUAAGAUGGACAGCUACUCUCAUUCUGACGAUGAAUGUUACGGACAUGAUGCUCGAGCUUACAGCAAUGGUCGAUCCAACAUUAUUCUUCAAAAUAUUGUUAUCAAACAUGUUAACAGUUCCACCCACACCCCCACCAUCCACACCCACACUAGUCCUUACAUGGCAAAGAAGGAGGGGGAGAAGGAGGGUUUAACCUUUUGAAUUAAUUGAUUAAAAUUUUUAUGUGAUAUCUAUGUAUUUUUAUUUUUCUCCAAAUAUACAUCUAAUCUUUAAAA